GAGAAGGUAGGAGGGGCGUGAGUAAUUAAUCGGUACGGAGGAGGUUGGUGUGAGAGAUCGUGUCGGAGUCGGAUUGACGGAUGGCGUGGAAGGACGACACCGGUAGAUCAAAGGAAAGGCCACCGGACACAGAGCUGUCACGGUCGUGAGACCACCGCUCAGUUUGGACAUAGGAAACUGGGGCACAACUGGCCCGAAUCUAUUCUCGUGCCGGUAUACUUACGUGACAUUAUUAAAGCUACGCUACAUAUUGCUUACAAUGCUCGCUGGAUAACAUUGGCUGUACACUUGAACAGUAACGUUUAUUUAUCAGAAACUAUUAUGACAUUUUCCUUUCCUAAUGCUCUAGAAAGCUCCUAAAUAAUAUUUCUUCGAAGUGCUGGCCUGAAAUAAAAGUUAUUACUAGUGAAAUAAAUAGAGGUAAAUAAAGUACAUAAGCACAUAAGUUUGCGCAUUGCAAUGAAUACUUUACUAUUGUCUUUGAAAACAGAAAAUCCCUCAGGUGACGCAAUAUAAUAAAAAAUAAGGCAAGGCAGGAAUUUUCUGUCCCGCUCAGUGCGCGCCUGCGUCUAAAAUCGUAUUUCCGUAGAAUCCUUACAAGCGACGUUAAGCACUUACUGUCGGCUUUGCAGUUCGACGACCCGAAAUCCAGAAAUCAUCCUGAAACAACUCGCAAAAGUAUUCAAAACAAUUCUAUAUUUAUUCUAGAGAAUGUUUUCUUAGGAACAUCAAAUUACUGAGAACCAACAAACAGAUCAUUGAAAUUCGUAAAAUGAAAAAAGUUCUGCGUCACAGUUGUUUAUUCUACAUUAUUCACUUAUUGGAAAUUCGACCGUCAGAACCAUUGUAUGGUCUAACAAUCGAUUACAACUAAAACCUAUCUGGGUCACAUACGGCUAACAAAAGAGUAGCAUUUAGGCCGUACGACAAUGGACAUGGAAGGAAAGAGGAACAAAUUAUGUAUCAAGAUAAGGUUUAUGGUGGUCAGUGUGGACAGUGGUUCGACCUCGGCCGUCAAAUGGCUGGCAUCGAUCGGACUGCGGCGGGCACCAGGCUCGAUGGUGUCGGCAUCACGCUAACUCUAGACUCACGGUUUUGGGCUGGCGGCUGCGGCGGCUGCCGGCGUGCGCGCCGGGUACCCGACAGUAUUACAGUCGCCUUACGGAUGAGGCGAGCGGCGUCUCCGGACGACAGCGGCGGCGCCUGGCGGACCACACCUAGACUAAAUUAUCAAACAUUUUCACAUAGGUUGUCGCCUGGCUAUAUGUACAGUACGCCGGGGUACGUUGGGACAGUAGGCGGCGUGGGCGCAGGGGUGGGCACGGGGGCCGGGGGUCUGGUGCAACUGCCGCAGCUGCAGCACGCGGCGGCGGUGGCGGCCGCUAACCAUCUGUAUGAGUACCAAGCGGCAGCCGCGCAGGGCGCUGCCGCCUACCAGCAACAGUACGCCGCUGCGGGAUUUGACCCUUAUGCUACAGCGGCAGCAGCCGCGGCGGCGGCAGCGAGUGGUGCAGGAUACGUGUCCCCGUACUACGCUCUACCAGGAGGAGGAGUGCAAGCCCCCCUCCUCCCGCCCCUACCUUACCCACCCCCUCUGCAAGAGGCCAGGAUGCAAUAGGUUCCAAACUCCAACCACACGCAGGAAUAUAUUGCCACAAGAAAAUUCUAAGAUCUGUCUCCAAGAUCAUGGUAAUGCAAUUUCAAUUUAGAAAUAAAGGAAAUACGACAGCUAGAGUAAAUAAUCCAAAGUCAUCUCGACUGAUGAUGUACAGGAAAGCCAAAUGUUUAGACUAAAGCUUAGAUGAUGUCUAGAACUAGUGAAACUAUAACGACCAAAAAUGUUAAUGAGUGACCAAAGCUGUGAGCUUUUAACCUAGAAUUAUGGGGCCUUUAAGAGACUUUGAGGAAAACAAUUCAAUUUUUAAAAUAUUUCGUUAAUUAGCACACAGAAUAAGUAACGUGUCUAUUGUAAUAAAAAGCACUAAAAGUUUACUUAUGAGUAGCUGCUAUGCUACGAAUUUUUUGCCUCAUCCAUUCGACUUCCCAAUCACACAUAUUCUCCUAUUUUUAUACUACUUAAUAGGCUAGUUAUACUUUUGAUGUAGAUACAGAUUCCCUUCAUAUUCAAAUAUUGUAAUAUUAUAAUUACGAUCACUAAGGAAUUUAUAGCUGUUGUAUGACAAUAAGUAAGAUUUUUUGAAGAAUGUUUCCUCAUCAGAUUGGAUGCUACGGUAUCUAAUAAGAGUGAUUUCCAAUGUGUUUGAAAUGAGUUUAUUCAGUGGGUACGCUGAUGACACUGCAAUUUCCGUCAUCCGUAUUAUUGGUGCAAUGCCGUCACUUCCAUUAUCAUUCUCAACAACAUACUACAAUUUUAUGCUUCAGAAAUCUUCAAGGCAAAGAAUAAACUGCGUACAGCUAUUUUUAUGAUGCCUGCUUAUCAGGGUCAGUCGACCUUUUUAUUAGUGUCAAAAACGUCAAACAUAAUGCCGUGGCUCAUUUGAAAGGGGUACUAUUUUUUUUAUAAAAAAUCUAUCAAACUAAAUAUCUAAAUAAGACCCAGUGGAUUUUUUUACAGGCAGCUAAUAUAAGUACUCAAGUACAUAUCAACUUCCAUAAGCCAAUUUGUAAAUUCUGCUGUAUUAAUCUUCCUAAUAUUUUUAUUUAAGUUAAAGUUGGCUCUUGAUUUAGCUAUCGAGUAAUAAGCACGUACCUUGGUACAUACUUAUCUAAUUUUAUUAGGAAAUAAACUGGAUUUUAGAAGGGUGAAACGAAAAUCUAUGCUUGCCAGUGAUGACUGCAUAUAAAUUGAAACAGCUAUACUUACUUCUUACGAAGCAUUGCGCUGUGUAAAUCUAGGUUUUCUAGUGAUGAUACAAGUCCAUGUUGCUCAAUGGUCCCAGGAAGGGCUUCUAGCUUAAGAUAGGAGAGCAAUGAAGGGCUAAGUAAAUUCUUUUUAAUUUUAAGCAAUGUACUUAUUCUACGAAAGUAACUGUAUGUAUAGGCCCUUUGUAAUAAUACUAUAUGUUCUCCAAAGCGGUAUAGGGUACUUACUAGUUAGAAUAAUUCAAUUACUAGUCCAUGUAAUUUUAAUGUAAUUAAUGGAAGAUGUUCGCCGGUCAUCUAUGAUAAUUUAAAAUAUCUUCUUUCAUUUACAUCAAUUUAUUAUGAUCUCUGAAACAGUGAUAUAUCUAUGUGUUAUGUACUCAAGCAGGUACUAUCAUAGAUUAGUAAGAUAUAUUAUGAAUAUUCUCCACAUUCACAUUUGAAACCUAUUUAAAUUAAAAAGAAAUGUUCUUGCCUACCACUUAUCUAAAUGGAUCGACCGGGAACUCAGUACAAGUUAGGAGCACUAGAAUAUCACAGAAAGUUAGAUAAUAAGCCUAAUUAUAAUUAUUGUAAUAUGCUGUUAUUCGUAAUUUAUUUUGUUGAUAUUUGUAAAUCUACAUGUUGAUAACUAUUUAUUAUGUGGAAGAGUAAUAAAAUAAAAAUUGUUAAUAAAUAUUUAGAGGCCGAAUCGAAUCUGUACGUCGCUUCUGGUAACACCUCGAGUUCAAAAUGCGAUUCGGUGGAAUAUAUUGAAUUAUACACAGUAAUAAUAUACAUAAAUAUAAGUAGAUUAAAUUAGAUGCAUACCAAAUGUAAUUUUCAAUCGUGUAGCCAUAAAAGUGGCCAUCUUGCCUUAAAAUAAAUAAUAUUGUACUUAUAGCCUAUAUAAUAUUAUAUGACAUUAUAAUACACAUAUCAUCAGAGCAGAUGUAGGUACAUAUUAUACCUUCUUAUUACUUAUUAGGCAUCAGUGCGGGAAAGCGCUCUGAUCAGUCCAUAUUAGUGCAUUUCAUUCGCAGUAAUUUUAAGCACAAUUAUUAUAUUUAUAUGUAUUACAUAUAUUAUGUGAAUGUGAAUUCAUAAUAAAUACCUAAUAAUUGUUACAAUUAAUUUAAAAUUAUACUACAAUUGUACUUAAUUUAGGAUAUUUUAAAAUGGAAAAUAAAUUUAUAAGGUAAAACACCA
Molecule: messenger RNA, 4011 nt
Organism: Plodia interpunctella (Indianmeal moth)
Lineage: Eukaryota; Metazoa; Arthropoda; Insecta; Lepidoptera; Pyralidae
Product: RNA-binding protein 24-B-like
Exons: 5
Coding region: 959-1618 (219 amino acids)
Cellular component (GO): cytosol; nucleus
Molecular function (GO): mRNA 3'-UTR binding
Source: RefSeq, a predicted model, not a curated record